Messenger RNA from Budorcas taxicolor (takin), 237 nucleotides. RefSeq names its product CD24 molecule (gene CD24). Gene Ontology annotation, biological process: cell adhesion. The record is from RefSeq and is a predicted model, not a curated record. Gene Ontology annotation, cellular component: external side of plasma membrane. The transcript has 2 exons. Lineage: Eukaryota; Metazoa; Chordata; Mammalia; Artiodactyla; Bovidae. Bases 1 to 237 code for a protein of 78 amino acids.
AUGGGGAGAGCGAUCAUAGCCAGGCUCGGACUGGGGCUGCUGCUUCUGGCGCUGCUCUUACCUACGCAGACUUACUCAAAUCAAACAACUGUUGUAACACCUGCAAGUAACUCCUCCCAGACUACCUCACCUGCCCCUCAUCCAGCCAAUGCCACCACCAAGGCAAGCGACGGUACUCUGCAGUCAACAGCCAGUCUCUUUGUGAUCUCGGUCUCCCUUCUACACCUCUGCUGUUAA